Molecule: messenger RNA, 1385 nt
Organism: Gadus morhua (Atlantic cod)
Lineage: Eukaryota; Metazoa; Chordata; Actinopteri; Gadiformes; Gadidae
Product: peroxidasin-like
Exons: 5
Coding region: 78-1094 (338 amino acids)
Biological process (GO): cell adhesion
Molecular function (GO): integrin binding
Source: RefSeq, a predicted model, not a curated record
CCUCCACUCAGAUCCCAUGAUCUCAUAUCAGUUGCUCUAGCUUUCAUUCUGUCCGCACACGCACAAAGAUUUGCAACAUGUUGACCGUCUUGAUAUGGUGCUUUCUGGUGCCUAUGACUGCACAGAGUGCAUCAUGUCCACUGGAGUUAAUUCCCAAAAGGGUGGUGGAGAGACACGGAGCCUCGCUGUCAGUCCUCUGUAGGCCUACCACAACGUCUGCGGAGCCUGACGUCAUUGGCUGGGAGUCUCCGAUUGGCAAAUGGAAUUUGAAUAUGCCUGACAAUAAGUCUGUUACUUGGAAUGUGGAAAAUUUUGAAGACUGGACAUUUGAGCCCUUCUGCUUUGGGACUUUUUCUGAUAAUCAGUGUUCCGUGACCCUGCCCAUCACACUUUACAAGACUCCAGACACUGUGUCCAUCUCUGUGCAGAACCACAGUGGUCCACUGCAGGAGGGCAGAAGUUACACACUGCAGUGUGACGUCUUCAACGUGGCUCCUGUAGCCGCCCUCACUGUGUCCUGGCUCUGGAAGGGGGAGAUGAUUCAAACACAAACAUAUGAUGACGAUCUCACAAAGACGCCUGAAAACGUGUCUUCCACGUGGGAAAUCACCGCUUUUAGAAAUGAUAGUAAUGACAUGAUCACAUGUCUGACGAUCUUGGAUCCCAAACAAGAUGGACCCUCAGAGCAAGUUAACAAAUCAGCAGCCUACCAAGUCAUUGUGCAUUAUGCCCCUAAAUUCACUGAUGAAUAUGAUUCCGUGGAAGUGGUCACAGGCGGAAAUGUGUCCUUCGGCUGCAGUGCUGAGGGUAACCCGCCUCCUGAAGUCAAGUGCAAGUACACAGUUGCUAUCAAUGCGAGGGAAACCACACGGGGUCGCCAGCAUACCGUUAGCAUCACAAGGGCCACGUCGGCCAACGGUGGAAUUUACAACUGCGUUGCCACGAAUACAGUUGGUACUGCUACACGGCAAAUUACACUGACGAUAACCCCUCUAGGUCAUACCACUGGCGUUAACUACUGUCUGAUACUGGUUGUUAUUCCGGUCAUUAUCAUUAUCAUUGCAUCUAUUGCACAAAAAAACGUGGUAGGCUAGACAUAGUUUAACAAGCGCCAGAAAUAAUGAUGUCCCUCUGCACAAGUUGUAUAGGCUACUAACGAUAAGUUAUGAUCAGUUGUAUAAAGAACGAGCAAAAAUGUGAUUUCUUUCAUUACUUUUAAUUUGUUUAUUUGUAUUUGAUUAAUUGAUUUUUUUUUUUUGUGUGUGUAUGUGUGUAUAUAUGUAUGUUAGAAAGCUAUGCUAUGCUUUUCUUUUGUUAUUUGAUUAAAAUAUCCGUUUUUUGUGGACAUUAACGUCAGCCUAAUUUAAAUAAAUUUCACACAUGUA